UUAUUGUGUGAUUGGUAAAAUGACCGACUACUCGUCCACGCCGCAUUGGCACACUUGUACUAGUUCAUCAUCGAGAACAGGCUCUAGUACCGGCGGGAAUGCAAGUGUCAGCGGGCGGAACUCCUGUGCCACCGGCGCUAGUACUAGUAGUAGAUUCCUCACGUCCACAGCAUGCAGUACGAAUGGCAGUACUAGCACUAGGAGAGAAACUGACAUAAGCGAAGAAAUGGAUAUCGAUGAUGUCACCGUGCAUCGAACCGACACAUCCAGCGAGGAGGAACAUUCGCAGGUGUUUUUGAGCAUUAUAUGGAGUGCUGGAACACUUGGAGCUGCUCACUAUGACACAUCAACAUCUGAGAUGCACCUAAUGGGAGAUGUUGCUGAGACAAUGAACUAUGAACUGCUGAGAGCAAUUUUGAGCCAAAUUGAACCCUCAUCUGUAAUAACCAGCUCAAAGCAGGAUGAACGGAUGAUUAGCAUUUUAAAGCAGUCUUGGAGCAAACAAGUUGGAGAUAGCAUGGAGACAACAGAGACCAACUCAGUGCAGCUACUGCCAAGUACUGAUUUUGCCUAUGAAUACAGCAAGAGACGACUCAUGGCACUCAACCUACAAGGCAUGGAAUCAAUGUCUGACGACAAGCGACUUCUAUAUAUGAGUUCCCUGAUCAAUUUCGACAACAUAAACAUGGUGAAAGCAGCUGGAGGCUUGCUAAAGUAUCUGGAUAAGAUGAGAGUGGGAGUGCAGCUAGAGGACAAUGCUGUAAAAGUACCAGUCCUCGCACUGAAAUUCUUCUCACUGUCAGACAUGGUGCUCAUGGACGACAACACACUUCGGUCACUGCAGAUAUUUCACAAGGAGAGACAUCCGUCAGCAUACAAGGCCCCUAGCUAUGGCAAAGAGGGGCUGAGUGUAUUCGGCAUCAUGAACAAGUGUCGCUCGCGGCUGGGCGCGGUGGAGCUGCGGCUGUGGUUCCUGCGGCCGACACGCGACGUCGCCUACGAGCAGUCGCAAUACCGACGUCACCAACCAGCUGCGCGACUGCCUCAAGCAUGUCAAGAACGUAGAAUAUUGAGCAAAAUGACAACAGCACAAGCUACCAUUGGCGACUGGCAGGCUUUGUACAAGACGGCUUACAAUGCGAUAUUCAUUGGAGACAUAUGUCGUGCUGCACAGGCCUCUGAUGUUGCCAUCUUUAAGAAGAUCGGGCACGUGUUUACGGACGACCUGGAGUGUGUGGCCAGCCUCAUCAGCCGCAUCAUGGACUUUGACGAGUCCGUCGUGCAAAACCGCUUCGUCGUCAAGCUUGGCAUCGAUGAAGAGUUGGACAACAAAAAGAAGACGUUCAACGGACUGCCAGACUUCAUGACAAAGGUUGCCGGAGAAGAGCUGAAGAGACUAGACGAGAGGGUGGAGGAAUGCAAUGUCAUUUACCUGCCGCAGAUCGGAUACCUCCUAGCAAUCCCGAAGAGCGACCUCAUCGGAGAGGAGCAGAACUACCAGCUUCCAGGGCUGACGUUCAUGUUCUUUUCAAACAACGUGAUUUACUACAAAAGUGCAAGCAUGGAAGAACUCGACCAAAGGCUUGGUGACACACAGUGUGAGAUCACAGACCACGAGACGAGGAUCAUGCAUCGGCUACAGGACACGAUACUGAAGCGUGCCGAGGCACUGCGUGACGUCAUGACAUACACAGCGCAGCUCGACUGUCUAAUCUCACUGGCGACGGCAGCAAUGGAGUACAACUAUGUGCAACCUGAACUAAGCUCACGCAAUGAACUCCUCAUCACUGGAGGAAGGCACCCUCUCCAGGAGCUAUGCGUGCCCUCAUUUGUACCCAAUGACACGAGCAGUACGCACCAAGGUCGUGUCAAGGUUCUUACCGGACCAAACUCCUCUGGCAAAAGCGUCUACCUGAAACAGGUUGGCGUGAUCGUGUUUCUGGCACAUAUCGGCAGUUUUGUGCCGGCAGAGGGAGCCAAGAUCGGGCUAGUGGAUAGGAUCCUGUCCCGCAUACGUACCGAUGAGAGUGUAUCCAUCCACCUUUCCACGUUUAUGAUCGAUCUCAACCAGAUGGCGCUGUGUCUAAGGAGCGCCACGGAGCGAUCCCUGGUACUCAUCGAUGAAUUCGGCAAGGGAACGACAGCGGUUGACGGUGUGGCGUUACUGACUGCCAGCAUUGAACACUGGCUGGACAGCGGUGACAAGUGUCCCCACGUGUUCGUAUCAACGCACUACCACAUGGUCACCACCCUGCUACAGCCUACGCCACAGCUCAAACUCAUGACCAUGGAGGUGCUGGAGGAGGAAGGAGAGACGACCUAUCUCUACAACCUCGUGGACGGCAGAGCACGCAGCAGCCUCGCUCACGUCAUCGCCGCACGUGCCGGCCUGCCAGCCGAGAUCAUACGCAGGGGCAUCGAGGUGACAGAGUUGCUGCGGGCCAACAAGGCAGUGUUCAGAGUCGAUCUACCCAGAGAAAGACGAUAA
This is a messenger RNA of Priapulus caudatus, 2488 nucleotides long. RefSeq names its product mutS protein homolog 5-like. The transcript has 25 exons. Lineage: Eukaryota; Metazoa; Priapulida; Priapulimorpha; Priapulimorphida; Priapulidae. Gene Ontology annotation, molecular function: ATP binding; mismatched DNA binding; ATP-dependent DNA damage sensor activity. The record is from RefSeq and is a predicted model, not a curated record. The coding region runs from base 20 to 2488 and encodes 822 amino acids. Gene Ontology annotation, biological process: chiasma assembly; mismatch repair. Gene Ontology annotation, cellular component: nucleus.